GGAGACACACUCGACUGGAACAACCAGAAUUACUCUUUCUUAUUCAGUUUACCUAACAGAUCCUUCAAAAAUGCACAGGUCAUACCAGUCGAUUCUGCCAUGCCACAACAAGUUGCUACAAAUGCGAUGGGAUCAAACGUAUUACAACGAACACAGACGAAAGGUGAAGGAAGUUAGAUCCGUCAUAGAUACAAAGGCACCAGCUACCUACAUGCAUCUGCAUUUAAAACUAAAAAAGUUGCAGUUACAAGAAGAACGCCUGGCCACAAUUGAGCGAGACAACCGUAUUUUGUUAGAGAAGAUGAACUGCAUCAUGAGAACGCGGGGUCGUGUGGAUAAUCGCAACUUCUAUGAGUAUAAAAGUUUGAACCGAGAAAAACGUCAGAGAGAGUUGUUAAGAGUUACAAAAGAGAACCAGGAGAUCCUGCGACGUAUUCUGAUGAGAAGGCCUGAGUACAGCUCUGAGAAAUGGCAGCAUGACUGGUAUGAGAACCAGACAUUCCUGGACAACAUUUCUCACUACCCAAAAGACUGGUGGUUGAAGAAAGAAAAAUCAGCGUCUAGAAAGAAGAAGCAGGACGAAAAAGCCAAAAGUGAGACAGAGGAUGAAAACAAAGAGGCUGAAACUAAUGACAAAAAAGAGUCUGAAGAUGAAAAGAAGGAAACGGAUACAGAGAAAAAUUAAAACUUGAACUGUUGUUAAAUGAAAGAAGAGAACACAAAUUAAUAUUGUUACAAAAUAUUGAAAUAUACAUAUAGAUCUAUCCAGUAUGUCUUACAGAUCAUUGACAACCAGUAGGUAUUACAGGGUUAAAGAUGCAGCUGUAGAUUCAGUAUUACGGCAUUUGUUGUCGUAACUCCUGUUUGUUAGCAGUGUCUACUCGUACAUUCACGAGGAGUUAAUUACCAGACGAACAUAUUGCAGGUCCGACAAACACUUGACAGCAGGACUGUAUGAUGCCAAUUUGCUGAGAUCAAAUGUUCCUUUCCCAGUUCAUUAACAUUGCUAACAUUGCACUGUGGACAUUGCACUAAUACAAUCAGUUUUGGACGUAGUGAUGACAGGGAUGAAAAAAAAAAAAUUAGUACCUAACGAUAGUUGCGACAGCAGGUGAAUUAUCACUUAUUUUUAAUACAAACGGUAAAAUUUUAACUCAAAACUCCCCUAUUGCUAUCCACUGAUAAACAGUUCGAAUACUGUGGCUGUAUAUGUUCAAGUUAACAGGGUAUUAUACAUGGUACCGCUACCCAUGUUGUACAAUACAAAAAACAUGUUAGAUUUCACUAUUGUUUUGUUUCAUAUAGCCCUGCUGCUAAAAAUUCAAAAAUUUUCAUGUUUUGGGGGAUUUUUUUUUGUUCACCUAAUAUGUAUGACAUGCUCACUGUUCCUUGAUAUGUCACACAAUGACAUAAUCUAAUCAUUUGUUAGAUGACCCUAGGUAUAGUUCUUACGUGUAGUUUUAUCAUUGUGGUUUUUUUCACUUUCGCUGUAAUGUGUCUGUAGUGAAUUUUCGACUGAAAUACAUAGACCCUCACUUCAAAUCUGUAGAGUUAAGGUUAUGCUCUCAGUAUGACACAAAAUUUUGAGAAGCUUGAGAAAAAAAAAACAAUCAUUACAACAGAGACUGACCCCACCAGAAAAUGGGAUGUUUAGCGUCAUUUUGUGGUUUUGUGGAAACUGGUUUCAAUUGGAGUGAACUUAUGUACCUGUACACACUGAUGAGACAGUAUAAACAUGAUUGGAAAAAUGACAUUUAUGCAGUUUAUUUGCAUGUUUUUUGCCUUAUAACUCAAUACAUGGCUGGAAUCAGUGGACUAUAGUAUGAUGGGAAAGGAAUUGCUUUCAGAUUUGAAUUAAUUUUUAUAAUCUAGAAGAUCUAAUUAACACCUAUUUUUUCUUUAAAUAAACCAAACAGUAUUAAUGAAGAGCAGAACGUGACCUAAUUUAAUGAUGUUUAAUUUUAGUAAGUUUGGAUUGUAAAGAUUUAAUGUUGUUGUUGUUUCGUCCAUACAAAAAUCUGUGAUAAAAAUAAUAAAACAAUGCUCUGAGCAAGGAGGCUUUAUGUUAAGUAUUACAAAUGAAUGAUAGAGUGGAACACGCUAAGUUGAUUUUUGUGAGGAAAAAUAAACAGAGAGUAUUCUAUAUCAUUGUGAUUUUUGCAGAAGAAAGCCUUCAAUCUAAUUUUGAUAUAUAUUUGUUUAUUUCAUGUUUUAUUUUUUUUUUGUGUAUGUGUAUCAUUGUUAAUAACAUUUAGGCAAUUACAUUUUGCAAACCAUGUGUCAUUGUUGUUACAACAUUGGAUAUUAUAUGAAAGCAUUGAUUUAGUCCAACACUAACACAGAACUGCACGUGGUUAUCCCCCCUUAGUAUGACCUUAGACAGAGCUAUCUCCCUUUAAUCUGUUCCACUAACAAUAGUUCCGUAUUUGAACAAUGAUAUUGAAUCAUGGGUUUCAUCAUUUUACUGCUUUUAUGGUAAUAAUAUAUUGGUAAUUAUCAAAGACAGUGAGAGUUGAUAUUUCAAAAUAUGCUUAUAACUUCAGAUUAUGGAACAAAAAAUUUUGUGGAGAGAAAUAAGCAUAUCUUUAUCGGCUUUGUGGAAGUGUCAGCAAAAAAAGAUUAGAUUUGAAAAAAAAUUCCAUGCCAAAUUACUUUUCUGCAUUUAAGCAUAUUGUAACAUUGCAUGCAAGGUUUGUGCUUUUGGUUGAUUGUAUGCGGUUGCCUUACUAUAUGUGUAUGUAGAGCAUCAAAAUGAAACUAUCAUAAUUAUAAUAGUAGACCAGUAUAAUUACCAAUCGUGUAUAUUAUAUCAAUUUUCUCUUUUUUGUGUGUUUUUUGUUGGUAAUUCCAUGAGCUUUUUAAUACAAAGCUAAUAAAGAAAAUAAAUAACUUGCCAAGUAUUGAGCAGAAACCCAACUAAGUUACUGGUGGGCUAGGCUAGAGGCUUGGCUCACAGCCAGAACUCCAGUAUUAAUAACAAGAAUAACCUUAGUGAUUCACUGGUAUACAAGCCAUCAGUGUCUUUGUCAUGCUCAAUUAUGUUUUCAAAAAAGCUAUGCUAUGUUUACACGAUAAUUACAUAAUGAUUACACAAUA
Molecule: messenger RNA, 3096 nt
Organism: Liolophura sinensis
Lineage: Eukaryota; Metazoa; Mollusca; Polyplacophora; Chitonida; Chitonidae
Product: sperm axonemal maintenance protein CFAP97D1-like
Exons: 5
Coding region: 71-685 (204 amino acids)
Source: RefSeq, a predicted model, not a curated record